GAAUAAUCAGCUGAUUGGUUAUUUUUUUUGUCAGUUUUGAUACGGAAAUAAAUUGAUGGUGUAGUAAACUUCCACAGUUUCCAGUUUCCAGUAUGACUAAUUAAUGUUUUGUAACAAAAGAAAAUUUAUGAAGCAGUGUUCGAAUCGUAAAUUAUCGUGUAUCAAUGAAAACGACUACGAGAAAUAGUGAUUCUAGAAUUGCGGAGAAAGGAAUGUGAGUGGAAAAGUAGAGAAUAUAUUGAAUUAAAGAGACUGAAAAUGUCGUCUUCGCCUGAAAACAUCGCUUUAAAACAGCCUAUUAGGCGUUUGGAAAUUCAGAUAAACAAUUUUAAUGUUGCUAUUCCGCAUCAUGUUGGUUUACUGAAACGUCACAAAAGCAACAUUGAGAAAUAUCAAGCACAGCAUGACUGGGAGAAAAUGUAUAGAGAACACAUGAAUGUAUCAAGGAUUGUAAAACAACUUAAGGAGUUGCUAUAUCAGAUGGAUACUCUUAGAGCACAAGUUUUAGAUUCUGACAUUGAGCAGUUUGAUAAGCUGACUGGCAAUGCUCGUUCCAGUAUCAUGAAUGCAGUUAAGGAAUACUUAGAGCUGCAGUUGAAUUUGCCCACUUCACCACCAGAUUCACCCAAAAGCGAAGAUCAACCCGAAAGUCACCCACUUGACAGUCGAUAUGUCCAGUUGCAGGAAGAACAACAAGAGUUGGAACGUCAACAGGCAUGUAUGCAUGCCUGGAACUCCCUGCAAGGUGAUAUACAUCAGUUGCAUCAAUUAUUCGUGGACUUUAACAAAAUUGUGGAUGAUCAGAAGGAAUUGGUGAAUUCUGCAGAAGAUGGCAUAGAAGAAACACAUGUAAAUGUGAAAGAGGGUGAAAAGUUCCUUGCAAAAGCUGCAAGGUACAAAGUUGCUAUGUACCCUGUGGCAGGAGCUGUACUUGGAACUUGUAUCGGUGGACCAGUUGGUCUAAUAGCAGGAUUAAAAGUUGGUGGACUGACAGCACUAGGUUGUGGUAUUUUAGGAUUUACUGGAGCAAGUUUACUGAAGAAAAAGGAGAUUGAAAUGCAAAAAUCGAGAACAGAGGUUCAACCUUUGACUGAGCAAAAAUCGACACAAGAUUCACCGUGUUCGUCCAAGAGCUUAGAAGACACCAAAAAGGAGUUGUGACCCGAGGCAAAAUGUGAUAGUAGCGAUAAGAAAGAAAAAAAGAAAGCUUGCAUUGUUGUUUAAGUAUCGAUAUCAACAGUGCAAUCACUUUUAAAAUUAAGGAAUGUUUCAUAUAGAAUUUAAAUAUGUAACCAAAAUUAGUGAUGAUCUGCGGCCUAGAUAUCACUAUAAAGGUGGUUUGUGAUUUACUAUAUUUUUAAUCAUAUGACGUGUCAAAGUGCUUAAGUUAUGCGUAUGUCAUAAAGUCAUAAAUUCUUAAAAAGUGUACAGGCAUAAUUAUAUGCUGGGACCAAAAUUUAUUCGUAAGAUUAGGAAGGUCCUAGUCAAUUUCUCUAAGUCGUUAAAAGAUUAGACGCGUUAUUAAAUUUUACGAUACAUUUGACAUCUGCGAAUACAUUAUUGCUGAUACCGAUAUUAACGAAACGAGUUUGACUGAUUAGAAUUAACGUUAUUACAAGUAUAUAUGUAAACGACGUAUAUGUUUAACCAUGACGUGUACUUACAGUAAUGCGACAAAAGUUGUAUUUUGCCUUUUCGUAGAAUAGAUCUGCGCUCGAGUCACGUCUUUCGGAUGCUUUUCACGUGCCUCGCUUUCGCACAAAGUUAGAGUCAUUAAUUAUACACGAAAAUUGGAAGAUUGUUGUUGCUUGUAAAUAAAUUUUGCAAAUAAAAUAUUGAACACCACGAAUA
Molecule: messenger RNA, 1851 nt
Organism: Megachile rotundata (alfalfa leafcutting bee)
Lineage: Eukaryota; Metazoa; Arthropoda; Insecta; Hymenoptera; Megachilidae
Gene: Syx17
Product: syntaxin 17
Biological process (GO): vesicle fusion; intracellular protein transport; exocytosis
Cellular component (GO): endomembrane system; SNARE complex; plasma membrane
Molecular function (GO): SNARE binding; SNAP receptor activity
Source: RefSeq, a predicted model, not a curated record